Messenger RNA from Penicillium olsonii, 2727 nucleotides. Lineage: Eukaryota; Fungi; Ascomycota; Eurotiomycetes; Eurotiales; Aspergillaceae. The record is from the annotation of a GenBank genome assembly.
AUGGCGGCACCACAGCGAGGCACUUCACCUCAUUCGCCUCAUUCGGCAACAGGAGGAUCAUCUCACUCUGCCCAGGUCAGUGAGGGCAGUCUGUAUGCUCCCCACGCGAGUGAGCCCCAGCCACAACCAUACGGUUACGAGGAGAAAAACGACCAUGCAGAUAGCCAACAGUCGUUGCUCUACCGCAACCAACCGAGUCCCUUUAACGCCCCCUUUGACGACCCAUAUGCCUCAACCGAUUCAUUGCGCCGCUACACCUUGCACGAUCCCGGAGUCACCAUAUUUCCGGAUGGUCCCUAUCAGGAAUCGGCCGGAGGAUUGAACCGUCGCUCUGCGGUGGGCUCCCCCAUGUCGGAGACGCCUUCGGAAGCUUGGCAGAAUCGACAGGCGCCCGGAUCUGGUCUCCGGCGUUAUGCCACCCGAAAAAUCAAGCUGGUCCAGGGCUCAGUCCUGAGUGUCGAUUACCCGGUCCCCAGUGCGAUCCAAAAUGCGAUCCAGAAAGAGUACCGGGAGUCUGAAGAAGGGUUCCCGGAAGAGUUCACCCACCUGCGCUAUACCGCCGCCACCUGUGACCCUGACGAGUUCACCCUGCGAAACGGUUACAAUCUGCGACCGGCCAUGUACAACCGACACACUGAACUUUUGAUCGCCAUCACCUACUACAACGAAGAUAAGGUCCUGACGGCGCGCACACUCCACGGUGUCAUGCAAAACAUUCGGGACAUUGUGAAUUUGAAAAAGUCCGAAUUCUGGAACAAGGGAGGUCCGGCCUGGCAGAAGAUUGUCUGUUGUCUGGUCUUCGACGGUAUCGAUCCUUGCGACAAGAACACCCUGGACUUGUUGGCUACCAUUGGUAUUUACCAGGAUGGCAUCAUGAAGCGAUCCGUCGAUGGUCGCGAAACUGUUUCUCACAUUUUUGAAUAUACCACCCAACUUUCCGUGACCUCCAACCAGCAAUUGAUCCGGCCCCAGGGCAACGAAUCCAGCAAUCUCCCCCCGGUUCAGAUGAUCUUCUGUCUGAAGCAAAAGAACAGCAAGAAGAUCAACUCCCACCGUUGGCUCUUCAACGGCUUUAGUCGAAUCCUCAACCCCGAAGUUGUUAUUUUGAUCGAUGCCGGAACUAAGCCUGGAAAGAAAUCACUUCUUGCUCUGUGGGAAUCCUUCUACAAUGACAAGAACCUUGGUGGAUCGUGUGGUGAAAUUCACGCCAUGUUAGGAAAGGGCUGGAAGAACCUGAUGAACCCCCUUGUCGCGGCACAGAACUUCGAGUAUAAGAUCUCCAAUAUCUUAGAUAAACCCCUCGAGAGUGCCUUUGGAUACGUCAGUGUGUUGCCCGGAGCCUUCUCCGCCUACCGCUACCGCGCUAUCAUGGGUCGUCCUCUGGAGCAAUAUUUCCACGGUGAUCACACCCUUUCGAAACAGCUUGGUAAGAAGGGUAUUGAUGGCAUGAACAUUUUCAAGAAGAACAUGUUCCUUGCUGAGGAUCGAAUUCUUUGCUUCGAACUUGUGGCCAAGGCUGGAUUCAAAUGGCACCUGACCUACGUCAAGGCAUCGAAGGGUGAAACUGACGUGCCGGAGGGUGCAGCUGAAUUCAUCAGUCAGCGACGUCGAUGGUUGAACGGAUCUUUCGCCGCUAGUUUGUAUGCUAUGAUGCAUUUCGGUCGUAUCUACAAGAGUGGGCACAACAUCCUUCGCCUUUUCUGCUUGCAUAUCCAGAUGACCUACAACUUUGCUGGUCUGGUUAUGACCUGGUUUUCUCUCGCUUCUUUCUGGCUCACCACUACGGUCAUCAUGGAUCUUGUUGGAACUCCUAGCAGUUCCAACAAGUAUAAAGGAUGGCCCUUUGGUGACGAUGCGACACCGAUUGUCAACAACUUCUUGAAAUACGGAUAUAUUUUCUUCUUGAUCCUGCAGUUCAUUCUGGCGCUCGGAAAUCGACCUAAAGGUUCACGUCUGGCAUACACGCUCUCGUUCAUCUACUUCAGCAUUGUUCAAACUUACAUCAUUGUCCUAUCGUUCUACCUUGUCAAGAACGCCUUCACCGGUGGCACCCUUGAUUUCAGUCUAGACGAUGGCGUUGGUGAAUUCCUGAAGUCCUUCUUCAGCUCUUCGGGAGCAGGUAUUGUCUUGAUCGCUUUGGUCUCCACUUACGGCAUCUACUUCCUUGCCAGUUUCAUGUACAUGGAUCCUUGGCACAUGUUUACCUCUUCGUGGGCCUACUUCGCUGGCAUGACCUGCUCGAUCAACAUUCUGAUGGUUUAUGCCUUCUGCAAUUGGCACGAUGUUUCCUGGGGUACCAAGGGCUCUGACAAGGGUGACUCUUUGCCCACUGCUGAAACCAAGAAGGAUGACGCCAAGUCCAACUUCAUUGAAGAAGUCGAUAAGCCGCAGGCAGAUAUCGAUAGCCAGUUCGAAUCGACCGUUAAGCGCGCCUUAGAACCCUGGGUCGAGCCGGAGGAACAGGAUGAGCGCAGCAUGGAUGAUGGUUACAAGGCUUUCCGAACCAACCUGGUGUUGAUUUGGAUUUUCAGUAACCUCAUUCUCGUGUUGUGUAUCACCAGUGAGGGUGUUUCCCGUUUGUGUCUCACGAACACCUCGACGGUCCGCACCUCCAAGUACUUCGCUGCCAUUCUGUGGACGACCGCCGGUCUGUCGAUUUUCCGCUUUAUUGGCUCUUGCUACUUCCUCGCCAAGUCUGGCAUCCUGUGCUGCGUCUCUCGUCGCUAG